AUGUCUCGCGGACAGGCGAGCGACGCAUCCGCGGCCCCUCCCCGUGAGCUGUUGCAAUCAAGUGUGGGUAAGCCGCUUCGUAUUGGCGUGACGUACAAGAGCUUUGCUGCGCCGAGCUAUGACGCACAGGACGAUGCCGUAGUGGGCCGCCUCUGGGCUUACGACCAGGCCCUGGACGUGGUCGUGCUCGAGACGGGCCGUGCAGGUGCGCUUCCCGCGUCCCUGCGCCGUGCCGCGGCCUCGGCUGCGUACGAUGCGCCGAAUUCGGGCCGCGGCGCGGCGCCUGCCACGACCGGUUUCAAGCUGGUCCAGGGCCGCUGCAUCGCGCGCGUCGACAUUCUCAGCGAUGAGGAGUACGCAGCAUCACAUGGCACGCAUGGCCUGUCGACCGUCGCCAGUGUCCCUGUCGCAGCGAUGGAGGCGCGCGACGCGGCGGCGACCAAGCGCAGCCUCGAGCGCGCACAGCAGAUCGGGCCGAAGGAGGCCGGCGAGCUCGGCCAGGGAAUCUUUGACGCGCUGAGCAAGACGUACAUUAUUGUGCUCGACGAAGUGGUCGUCUCGCCGCCGACCUACGAUACCAGCUCGACCUACGUGCCGAAUCUCGCGCGCGAGCACAUUGAUAAACUACUGGAAGGUGUGGAUAUUCCUGCAGACGAGGCCCCGAGUGUCGACCGUGCGCAUGCCAAGGCUCAGACGUGGCAGCGUGUGACAAAAGUGCUCGAGGGCGUCCGCCGCAAGCUCCUUCCGACGCUCGCACCGUAG
This is a messenger RNA of Malassezia japonica, 762 nucleotides long. RefSeq lists its product as uncharacterized. NCBI's taxonomy places the organism in Eukaryota, Fungi, Basidiomycota, Malasseziomycetes, Malasseziales, Malasseziaceae. The coding region runs from base 1 to 762 and encodes 253 amino acids. The record is from RefSeq and is a predicted model, not a curated record. The transcript has 3 exons.